Messenger RNA from Cryptococcus amylolentus CBS 6039, 3240 nucleotides. RefSeq lists its product as hypothetical. Bases 1 to 3240 code for a protein of 1079 amino acids. The record is from RefSeq and is a predicted model, not a curated record. Lineage: Eukaryota; Fungi; Basidiomycota; Tremellomycetes; Tremellales; Cryptococcaceae. The transcript has 11 exons.
AUGUGGCUGCUGACCGUCGUGGGCAAAGUAAGGGGCCAGAAUAAUUUCACUUUCGCUCUUCAACAAGACAAGACAUACUCUAUCGGCAACAGCGAUACUUGUGAUAUCAGUGUCAACGACAAGUAUAUUAGAGCUGAAGAAGGAGCCAUAAGUGUUGGCCCUUGGGAUGUUGCCAAACGGCACGAGACACCCAGUUUACGUUGGAAACCCAAGGAAUCUACAAAAGGCGUCCAAAAAGACAAAUAUCUCUUGCUACCCUCCGGAGCUGGACCACACGACGUCUCUACGGAGCUGAAAAAGUACGACCGAGCGCAUGAGACUGCUGGGCAGUCAGUUGAUCUGAACGCCUCCGGAGUGGUAGGCAUAUAUCUGACAGAUAAUGCCUGGUUCUUCGUUGAAUGGAAAGACUUGACGAUAUUCUACAGUAAUCAGCGACAUCCCUCGUCUGAAUGCAUAGAAAUCUUCAAGCAAUAUUGCAUCUUCAUGACCACUCAGAUGUUAUGGGAUGAUCUACCCACCUACCUUGUCACUGACACCAUCCGCGGGAACCACGAAUGUCGCCUCGCCAUCUGCGGCGGUGUACAUCUUAUCCUCCCAGGCUUCUUCGACUAUGUUCGCGGGAGGCUGGAAUCCAACUGGUCCCCAACGGCGGACUCUUACUGCAGUAUGGACGUGCCAAUACCGGGGGAUAACAGAGAGGAUUUUAGGCCGGCGCCAGCAGGAAAUAUACCUUUUCCAGCUGGGAUCUGGUUGCCUGGAAAGGACAGGAGAAAGUAUCUCAGAAAGUGGAACGUCUUGUUCCUAAAAGAAUCUGCGGCGUCAAAAGAGAUCAACUUCUUCAAGGUCAUGGGGGCCACCGUCCGAGAAAUGGACGUCGAGGAAAACCCCCUUCAAUCUCGUGCAGCUUUGGAGAAGGCUGUAAAUGAAUGGCUGGGAAUCGUCGAGAACACAGGAAGCAAAUCAAAAGCACUUGUUAUAUACAGCAACAAGGCCAAGCCAUACUUUGACAUGAAGGAUUUGGAAGGUGUCUGUGCCGCCGUUAAUAUCCAUAAAGGCACUGCGGCUGUUGCUACUAGUGUAGCCACCAGCGGUGGCGCCUUGGAGUACUUCCACAAACAUGAGAGUAAGGCAAGCGCUCCGAGUAAUGCCAAAACCACGAACAAUGCCGACUCGGGCGAAAACUCAGCCCGAGCCCCUGCCAUUCACGUCCGCCCAUCAAGUCCCGGUGCGCCGACCAACGAUAAGGCUGAUGACGAGCCUCGAGAUGUUGUCCCAUCAACUUUCCCGAAUGACCCAAUACCGUCUGUCGUCAACUUCGACAUACCCCAGAGAAAAGUCUACAGACGAGGGAGAAACGCGGCCUCCCCAAAUACUCCUUCCGAGUUGCCUGUCACAGCCGGUUCAUCCGAGGUUGGUAAACGUACAGCCGUCUCCGCAGCCAACCUGGCUCCCAACGCCCGCUCCUCACGCGGCCCGAGCCCUCAACCAUCCUUCGUUCCAGAUUCUGCCCCCCUACAAUCUGAGCCGCCUCAAGCUCGCACCUCCGGCCCUGCCCUCACCGCAGCCAUGUCCAGUACACAGCUCAACGGCGCGCCUUCUUUACCCGGCAUACCCAUGCGGACAGUCACGCGAAGAAGAGUAGCAACUGGGUCAUCGGGUGAUUUGGCGGCUCCUGCGGCUUCUGCAGCGAGGUCAAGACCGCAUGCGAGGUCGAACCCUGCAGCGUCUGUGGCCUCUGCUAAACGUACGCGACACGACGUCGAAGAGAGCAGUGAGGACGAGUCUGACAAGUAUGUCCAGGCGUUGUACGAAAAAAAGGGCAAUUCGUUUGGAGCUACCAAAAAAGCGAGGACCGAGACCGAGCCAGACGUAGAGAUGGCCGAGUCUACAGAGCAGUCCACUAGUGCGAGCAGGCGCAUGACAGACAAAGAGCGUUUCAAAGCCCCCAGCGAGCUGAUGCAAGUCGAUACGGCGACACAAGAAGAGUCCGAGGAGGAAGAACCAGACUUGUUCAAGCAAACGCUCAUGAGGACAAAGAGGCAGGCAGCAGGGAAGAAGGUGGGAGGGAACAGCUUGGGGAGGACCGAGUCGCAGAACUUGAUGCCGCCUCCGACGCAGACUCAGGCCCGUGGGUCCAGGUCGGCGUCACCACAGCCUCCAACCACAUCCCAGCCUGGAUCGUCGCAAGCGCAAGACCUUUCCUCUCAAACCCAACGGCGACAGGGGCCUAUGAUUACCAUGCAGAAACGGGCCCCCAACACCGAGCCUCCCACUCGAGACGAAGCGUUCCAAGCUGCCCUUGCCAAAAAUCGCAAAGAGAAGGAGAGAAUCGAUCAACUCGACCGCGGCCUGAGUCAAAUGACAUUCUCACAAGGAGAGACGGGCAAGGAAGUGGACAAACCAGCGUACGAGGUGUCGGAUGACUUUGAGAAUGAGGAAACGACGGGGAACUUUGUGGAGAUUGUGAGGGUGGCAGGGCUGUUCAGAAAGGAUCUGGGACAGAGGAAGCAGGCCGUGAGAGGGGACGAUGGGAAACCAAACUUUAAAAAGUUCCACAAGAAAGAUGCCCCGCGGAAAACACCGCUCAAGAUGGUCCUCAACGCCAGCAUCUUCAAAGAGCCUGCAAUGUCCAUGCAAUCAUACUGGCCUCAAGAGGAACAGAAGAAGAAACCCACUUCUCAAAAUGCCUUUGACGACGACGACGACGAUGAUCGUCCCAUCCUCCCCCAAUCUACCGGGGUGCGUCGGCUUUUGCGGGAGACUGACUUUGGCGAAGACGAUGGUGAGGACGAUGACAUGUUACCUUCGACCUCGCGGACGGGUACAAGUACACAGAGAAGCAGGGUGCUGGAUAGUCAGCCGGCUUCGACGGCGGGUCGAGCGUCGGGCAGGGAGAAGAGGGCGGCAAGUGUGGUCAGCGAUGCGUCUGAGGCGCCCGCUGCUUCGUCUAGGACGAGAGGGAAAGGUGCUACAAAGACCACAGCGGCGGGGAAGAAGAAGCGGACUAUCCUGGAGGACAGUGACGAAGACGAUGACGGGAUUGUCCGGGGUACCAGUGAGACGUUUGGAAGGAGCGCCAAGAAUAAGAAGGCCAGUAUCGCAGGGUCGGGGACUGCUACGCUUGAUGACCCUCCGCCGAGUGCUACGGCUGGGAGAAGAGGGACGCAAAGAAGGAGGCUUGUUGUUGAUGAUGACGAUGAGGACGGAUUCGCAAACUUCAAGAGGCGAAAAAUCCAUUGA